Molecule: messenger RNA, 636 nt
Organism: Aspergillus affinis
Lineage: Eukaryota; Fungi; Ascomycota; Eurotiomycetes; Eurotiales; Aspergillaceae
Product: putative GPI anchored protein
Exons: 1
Coding region: 1-636 (211 amino acids)
Source: RefSeq, a predicted model, not a curated record
AUGAAGUACUCUCUCGUCCUCACUGCUCUCCUCUCCACCUCCAUCCUCGCCGCUCCUAACCCCAACCCGGACGGCAUCGACAACAUCGUCUCCGCCGCCGAGGGCAUCGCCACGACGGCCGUGAACGGCGGCGAGAGCAUCGCCUCCGACGUCGUCGAGGAAGCCACCUCUCUCUACAACGCGGCCUCGACUGCCGGCGGCGCCGCCGCGUCGCGCAUCACCUCCGAGGCGGGCGACAUCGCCUCGGACGCCCGCACUUGGGCCACGGACCACGCCUCGGACGCCCGCAGCCGGGCCUCUGAGGCACGCGACCGCGCCUCCUCGGACCUCGACGAGCUGCGCACCCUGCACGGCACGCACACCAACAGCGACGCCACAGCCACCGCGUCCGGCUCGGAAUCCAGCAACACGGGCACCGCCGCUGAGACCGGCUCCUCCGCUACCUCCUCGGGUGCGUCAGCUACGGCCUCCACUACCGAGAGCAGCAGCUCUUCCCCGUCGGCCAGCAGCUCGGACUCCUCGGCUUCCGCUACCUCGACGAACAGCGAGGGCGCUGCUGCUCAGGCCACGCCUGUCGGUUUGGGCGUCGGUAUCGCCGGUAUGGCCGGUGUGCUCGGUGUGAUGGCUGCUCUCUAA